AUGGCAGCAUCAUCCGCCUCUAUCCAUCCAGCAGACAAUAGCACACGACUUGUCCUUCUCGGCUUUUUAAGCAUAAAAAGGCAGCGAGAGGCUGGCAGAGCCUCCAUCCUCCCAAUAGGAUCGAUAGAGACGAGUUACUUCAAGUGUACAUCGUGUCCAGACGACGUUGAAGAAGAGCGUACGUUGCCCUGCAGCGAUGAAGACGGCCUUGCCGCGCCGCCGGCCGGCUUUUACUCGUAA
Molecule: messenger RNA, 240 nt
Organism: Nannizzia gypsea CBS 118893
Lineage: Eukaryota; Fungi; Ascomycota; Eurotiomycetes; Onygenales; Arthrodermataceae
Exons: 3
Coding region: 1-240 (79 amino acids)
Source: RefSeq, a predicted model, not a curated record